AUGGGGAUGAACCAGGUUUAUACCUACAUUUAUGAACAUUGUGUGAAACACUCGAUGACAAGGGUGAUUGAUGAAUUACACAAGAAAAGUAAUUGUUCGUCUUUCCUCGCCAAAGUCUCCGAACCGUCUCUACUCAUCGCCAGCAUCCACUCCAUCAUAGUGAAUGCCUCUCUCGACCAUGACACGAUUAAGCUACUUCUGGACAGUGUGGAAUUGCUGGGCCAACAAUUUGGGGAACAAUGUGCAGAGGAAUUUUCGCCAAAGAAGUUCCUGAAUCUUAUUCACUACAUCAAGGCUCUGCUGGUCACAAAUAUCAUUCUCGAUGAAGAGAUCGCUGUGGAUGAAAAAGUCGAUGAGUUGAACAAGUAUUUCCCGGCAGAUGAUGAUUCUCCUCAAUCUCCAGCUAUCUCACCCUUUGACCUAAAUAGAGUCAACUACAAGCGCACACAGUUCCGUUGCUACUGCCUUUUCUUCCUUGCCAGCAAUAAAGAACCCAACAACUUCCUAACCCCAGGCCAGCAUCAACGAAUGAAGGGAAAAGUCAUACAGCCUGCUAAAUAUUUGAUUGAGACCGUAAGGGGGAGACUCCCUGAAACAUUUAUUGAAAAGUUUUGCAAGAAACCACCAUCAGCAAGGCGAGAAAUGACUUUUCCGAACCCAGUUGUCAGAGAGUUACUCUUUGAAAUUCAUAAUUAA
Messenger RNA from Lineus longissimus, 696 nucleotides. RefSeq lists its product as uncharacterized. The transcript has 6 exons. NCBI's taxonomy places the organism in Eukaryota, Metazoa, Nemertea, Pilidiophora, Heteronemertea, Lineidae. The record is from RefSeq and is a predicted model, not a curated record. The coding region runs from base 1 to 696 and encodes 231 amino acids.